AUUCGCAAGAAGUACUAUCUGCGGGGGGAGGGCGAGGGAGAGGGAGGGAGAGGGAGGUUCUCCUUCAUUUCCAUCAGAUCUUACUGUCGGGAACACUGAUCGAGAACAGGGAUUUUCCAAUCACUUGAGCCAUGAUUUCCUCAAGCAAGCUAAAAUCUGUCGAUUUCUAUAGGAAAAUUCCAAGAGAUUUAACGGAGGCUUCGCUUUCCGGAGCUGGAUUGUCCAUAAUAGCGGCGCUGUCUAUGAUGUUUUUGUUUGGAAUGGAAUUGAAUGAUUAUAUGACAGUAAACACAUCUACAGCCGUAGUUGUUGAUAGAAGUCCUGACGGUGAGUUCCUGAGGAUUGACUUCAACAUAAGUUUUCCUUCACUUUCAUGCGAAUUUGCAUCAGUAGAUGUGAGCGACAUAUUGGGCACAAACAGGCUAAAUAUAACAAAAACGGUUCGGAAAUUUUCAAUAGAUCCCAAUUUAAAGUCAACUGGAGCUGAAUAUCAUUCUGGACCAAUCCCCAUGGUUAGCAAGCAUGGGGAUGACUUUGAAGAAGAGAGCGGUGAUGGUUCAGUUUUAUUAACUGCUGCGAGUUUUGACAAAUAUUCUCACCAAUAUCCUAUUCUUGCUGUCAACUUCUAUGCGCCUUGGUGUUAUUGGAGCAAUCGCUUGAGACCUUCAUGGGAGAAGACAGCUAAAGUCAUAAGGGAAAGAUAUGACCCUGAAAUUGAUGGGCGAAUUCUUUUGGGGAAGGUGGAUUGUACUGAACAAUUUAAUCUAUGUAAGAGGCACCACAUCCAAGGCUACCCAUCAAUUCGCAUUUUUCGUAAAGGAAGUGAUGUCAGGGAAGACCAUGGACAUCAUGAUCAUGAAUCUUAUUAUGGGGAGAGGGAUGCAGAUAGCUUGGUCGCGGCAAUGGAAACUCUGGUUGCAAGUAUUCCAAAUAUUUCUCAUGAACUGGCAUUGGAGGACAAAUCUAAACUGCAGAUUGAUGCAGUAAAACGCCCUGCGCCAUCAACAAGUGGAUGCAGAAUAGAAGGUUUUGUACGGGUUAAAAAGGUCCCUGGCAACUUAAUAGUCUCCGCCCGUUCUGGCGCACACUCUUUUGACGCAUCUCUAAUGAAUGUAUCACACCUCGUUUCCCAUUUUUCAUUUGGAAAGCAGCUCUCUUCGAAGAUGUAUUCUGAAAUGAAGCGGCUUACACCACUUCUGGGAGGAAGCCAUGAUCGCCUGGCUGAUAAAUCUUACAUAAUUAGUCAUGAUGACAAUAAGGCAAAUGUCACUAUCGAGCAUUACCUUCAACUGGUAAAGACGGAGAUUGUCACAAGAAAGUCCUCCAAGCAGCUGAAGCUGUUUGAAGAGUACGAGUACACAGCACAUAGCAGUUUGGUGCACAGUCCGGACAUUCCCGUUGCCAAGUUCCACUUUGAGCCCUCUCCCAUGCAAGUCUUAGUAACUGAAAUACCUAAAUCCUUCUCGCAUUUCAUCACCAAUCUUUGUGCAAUUAUUGGAGGAGUUUUCACGGUUGCUGGGAUACUGGACUCAAUCCUGCACAAUACAAUGCGACUUGUGAAGAAAGUAGAGCUAGGAAAGCAAUUUUGAUAUUCCUAAUUCAAAAUUUUUUGGUCUCAACGGUAGUGUUAGUUUGGCUAACUAACCUUCUUAAGAGCAUUGAGGCUUUGAAAAACAUUUGUAAAAAAAAAUUAUAACUUAGAUUAUUUAUAAUGAACUAUUUUCUUUGAUAAAA
Molecule: messenger RNA, 1734 nt
Organism: Phalaenopsis equestris
Lineage: Eukaryota; Viridiplantae; Streptophyta; Magnoliopsida; Asparagales; Orchidaceae
Product: protein disulfide isomerase-like 5-4
Exons: 15
Coding region: 132-1589 (485 amino acids)
Cellular component (GO): endoplasmic reticulum; COPII-coated ER to Golgi transport vesicle
Source: RefSeq, a predicted model, not a curated record